AUGUCAAAGUGUCUCCUGUCCCAACCUCCACUGUCCCGACCUCCACUGUCCCGACCUCCACUGCCACCAAAUGUCAAAGUGUCUCCUGUCCCGACCUCCACUGUCCCGACCUCCACUGUCCCGACCUCCACUGCCACCAAGUCACCUGCACCUGUGUCCCCUGAUGUGACUUCAACUCCUGCAAAAUCAGAUGUCAAAGUGUCUCCUGUCCCGACCUCCAUUGUCCCGACCUCCACUGUCCCGACCUCCACUGCCACCAAGUCACCUGUCCCAGUGCCUGCUGUAAAAGAAUCUGGACUGAACACAAAACCUGAAGCCAAAAUGGAACCAGAGCCACAGACUAAAUUGUCUCCAAAACCAAGCUCCACUGCUGACACACUCACCGCUCUGUCCGACACUCUGAUUUCUUUCGACACCAGUUCAUCCAGUAGCUUUAAGAAUGAUGAGACAGCCCUGGCAAACCAAAAAGGACACUCAGCGGACAAUCACCCCACAGAGAACAGUGCUGAACAGAAGCCAGCUUCAGAGCUCAACAACUGUGAACCAAUAACAGACGAUCUCCUGGGUUUCAGUGAUGGUCCAGAGGAGCCAGCAGAGCCUGUUCCCCCCAGCCCAGGACGCUGGAGUCAGGAUCUGCUUAGUGGAAUGGACAGUGAACCAAACCCAGUGAAGACCAGCGGCACUCUGGAUCUCCUGGCAGAUGAUGUCAUUGUAAGAGGCACAGAGGCACGCAGCCUCAGCAUGCAGCGAGAGGAGGAGAAGCAGACCGACAAGACAGCCAAAGAAACACAAAGUGAAGAGGACAAUGCGGAUCCCUGGAGCUCGCAUGUGACAACGGUGACAACCGUAGUCACUGAGUCAAGCUCGGCUGAUCCAUUUGAUCCAUAUCCGAUAGGGACCACAUCCCCUAACAGCUCCUCUGACCUGCGCCAGCCCCUCUCUGAUAGUUCCAUCAACAGCAUCAGCACUCAGCGGUCAUGGAAAACCAGCACAGCCCAGGAGUCGAACACAGAGGAGAGCCAAGAAGCGCAACCAGAAGCAGAAGGCCAAGCUGAAGAUCAACAGACGGUCAUCAUGUUUGAGAGGAAGUCCCUUGAGAAUGACUCUCCGUGGGACCGAUGGACAUCACCGACUGUCUAUACCAUCACCACAGAAGAGGAGGAGGAGGAUGAAGAAGAAGAAGAAGAAGAAGAAGAAGAGGAGGAGGAGCAGGGAAGGUAUCUUCGCACUGAGGAUACACAGACGGUCACAACCAUCACUACUAUCAGGGAGAUACGCAGCGAGCCUGAGCCCUCUAUGGAUCGUUUCGAUACCUAUUCCAGGACCAUAAGACAAGAGGAGCAGAGAGUCAAAACCCCAGAACCUGAAACCAAAAAGCCGUUUGUGUUUGUGAAGGAGUAUGUCAAUGCAACUGAGACGUCUUUGCAGAACCCCAGAGACACGCUCGAUAGGUCAGAUUACCUGACUUCAAGCUCCACCAGCUAUUCUUACAGCAGCCCAUCUCUUUACUCCAGCUACUCCAGGAUCCCACUGUCAACUACCUGUACAUACUGCGGAGAGCAGGUGGGAAAUGAUGCCAAGAUUACCAUUGAGCACCUCAACAUCAACUGCCAUCCUUCCUGCUUUAAGUGUGAUGUGUGUAAGAAACCCAUGGGAGACCUUCUCCACAGUAUGUUCCUACACGGCGGGAAAGUCCACUGCGAGACCUGCUACGCUGCCAUCUGAUCAUCGAAAGCCUCGCAGACCUCCUCGCUCUUUCUGCAUGUUAAUUCGCACACAAAGCGAGAACUGCUCUUUUUUCAAAGUUUGCACUGCAUUUGUUUGAACUCACGAUUAAUGUAGCUUAAAGUGACCGGCGAGUAUGAUUUCUUAAACUUGAUGAUGACAUAUUUUAAAACCUUGCGUUGUGUUUUGAUGGUGGUGAAAGCUUUAUCUGCUUCGGUUUACUAUGAAGGAUACGUCUGUCCAACGUCACACACUGAUGUGAACAGACUAAUACUGGUGAGAGGGAUACAAGAAUUUAGCAACAAGAGGGAAAAACCCCCAAACUUGGUUACAAAAUAUUUACUUAUUUUUUGCUCUUCUUGAUACAAAAUAGUGUUUGCAUGUAUGAUGCUUUGUUAGCAAAAUAAAACGAUUUCUAUAA
Messenger RNA from Oreochromis aureus, 2146 nucleotides. Its product is annotated as flocculation protein FLO11. The record is from RefSeq and is a predicted model, not a curated record. Bases 1 to 1725 code for a protein of 574 amino acids. NCBI's taxonomy places the organism in Eukaryota, Metazoa, Chordata, Actinopteri, Cichliformes, Cichlidae. The transcript has 21 exons.